AUCUUAUAAUCACAUAAAUAACAUGACUUGUUUGAGAUAAUAAGUAAUGCAAAUUUUGUACACUCUCUGCACAAAAUUCUACUACUAAAUAGUUGUGUGAUUCACAAAAAGUAGGCUAUAGUUUGAUUUGAGUUUUUGUUUUAGUAAAGAAAUUAUUGUAUGAGCCAAUCUUUUUUUUUUUUUUUUUGGAGGACAAGUCUGCAAUUAAUUGUAUCUGGAAAGUAUCACUAAUUUACUUCUUAGUUUCAUUUUAUAUGACUAUUUUUGAUUGGAUAUAUAAUUUAAGAUAUUAAUAUUUUACAGGAGCAUGUUUGUAUUUAAUAUUAAUGAUAGUGAAAAUAUAUAUAUAUAUUAUAUUAAAUAAUUAAAAAGUUAGUUCACAGAGCUCAAAGUUCUAAUUGUUUAAUAUAAUUGUAUUCUUGAAAAUUGUAAAAAUUGAUACUACUAAAGUAGUACUAGUAGAAUAUCUCAAAGAUUUUGUUUAUGAUUUAAAAACUGUUUUCCAUGGUUAUGUUACGCCAUCUUAACUCAUCAGCUUAUACAAGUGUCUGUCACUCUUGAAAAAAUUGUCUCAUUAAAAGAAAGGUUUGAACUUCGAGCCAACUCUUAACAAAUUUCGUGUACUUUUAGUGUAUCCACGUGCUCACAUUCUCAACGUUUUGCAAAAUUUUAAAAAGAUUUGAUCAUUUAUUAUAAAUACUGUCUUUUCUUGAAGUUGAGCUAAUUUCAGAGACCGGGGUUGGUCAGAAAGUUUACUUUAUUUGCAGACAAAUGUUCUUACUUUGUGUAGCUUUUUAUAAGUUCUUUUGAGUAUCAUUUGGUGGAUAUUUCAAAUUUGAAUAGUGGAAACUUGUAGCUGCUUAGUUUGAGUUGGAUUGAGGUGAGAUGGAGGAAAGGUAUGAGCCAUUGAAGGAACUUGGUUCUGGUAAUUUUGGGGUGGCAAGGCUAGUGAGGGACAAGAAGACUAAGGAACUUGUUGCUGUCAAAUACAUUGAAAGAGGGAAUAAGAUUGACGAGAAUGUGCAGAGGGAGAUCAUAAAUCACAGAUCAUUGAGGCAUCCUAACAUUAUCCGAUUUAAAGAGGUAUUGUUAACUCCUACACAUUUAGCAAUUGUGAUGGAAUAUGCAGCAGGGGGAGAACUUUUUGCUAGAAUAUGCAGUGCCGGAAGAUUUAGUGAAGAUGAGGCUCGCUUCUUCUUCCAACAACUAAUAUCUGGAGUCAGCUACUGUCAUUCAAUGGAAAUCUGUCACAGGGAUUUGAAACUGGAAAACACACUCCUUGAUGGAAGCCCAACACCACGUCUUAAAAUAUGUGAUUUUGGCUAUUCUAAGGUUGCCGACGUGUGGUCAUGUGGGGUGACACUGUAUGUGAUGUUAGUAGGAGCAUACCCUUUUGAGGAUCCUGAAGAUCCUAGAAAUUUCCGUAAAACUAUCCAGAGAAUAAUGAGCGUCCAGUACUCCAUACCCGAUUAUAUACGAAUAUCUGCAGAUUGCAUGAACCUUCUGUCUCGAAUAUUUGUUGCGAAUCCAUCAAAGAGGAUCACUAUUCCAGAGAUAAAGAAACACCCCUGGUUUCUAAAGAAUUUGCCGAAAAACUUGAUGGAUGGCAAGAACGCGAAUUAUGGAGAAUCUUCUGAUCAGCAACAGCAAAGAGUCGAAGAUAUAAUGCGGAUCAUACAAGAAGCAACGAUCCCUGGAGAAGGUUCAAAACCCAGGCAAGCACCUGCAGGGGCAACAGCUGAGCCCGAUGACAUGGAAGGUGACCUGGAAUCUGAAAUUGACAUCAGUGGUUAUUUCGUCGAUCAUAUCUGAGGUUUACAUUGUGAACUAGACUGAAAAAAGUUGUAGCAUGCAAUUCUGACUUGCUUAUAUAUAAUGUAAAGAAGACUAUAUGUUUUUGAUUAUGCACAGAAAUAUGAGUUUCAGGUGUGCUCAACUGUAUGAGAUGUACUCAGCCAGCAACUAGAGUUAUGUGUUUACUGUUCUUUUAACAAUGGACA
This is a messenger RNA of Lycium barbarum (goji berry), 2000 nucleotides long. RefSeq names its product serine/threonine-protein kinase SAPK3-like. NCBI's taxonomy places the organism in Eukaryota, Viridiplantae, Streptophyta, Magnoliopsida, Solanales, Solanaceae. The record is from RefSeq and is a predicted model, not a curated record. Gene Ontology annotation, molecular function: ATP binding; protein serine/threonine kinase activity. The coding region runs from base 886 to 1812 and encodes 308 amino acids. Gene Ontology annotation, biological process: protein phosphorylation; intracellular signal transduction. The transcript is spliced from 8 exons.